Artibeus jamaicensis (Jamaican fruit-eating bat) is the source of this 996-nucleotide messenger RNA. RefSeq names its product NDUFA4 mitochondrial complex associated like 2 (gene COXFA4L2). The transcript is spliced from 4 exons. The record is from RefSeq and is a predicted model, not a curated record. Lineage: Eukaryota; Metazoa; Chordata; Mammalia; Chiroptera; Phyllostomidae. Bases 60 to 323 code for a protein of 87 amino acids.
GGAGGAGCGAGGGAGCGGAGCAGAGCCCGCUGGAGAGGACCAGGCGCUGGAGAGGCGAUAUGGCGGGAACCAGUCUGGGGACCCGUCUCUAUCGGCAGAUCAAGAGACAUCCCGCUCUCAUCCCGAUGAUUGGCUUCAUUGGCCUGGGCAUGGGCAGCGCUGCUCUUUACUUGCUGCGGCUGGCCCUGCGCAGCCCGGACGUCUGCUGGGACAGAAAGAACAACCCGGAGCCCUGGAACCGCCUGAGCCCCAACGACCAGUACAAGUUCCUUGCAGUCUCCACGGACUAUAAAAAGCUGAAGAAGGACCGGCCAGAUUUCUGAGCCCAGCUGGGGCACAUCGGUGUACCUACUCAAGCCAGCCUUCUCAUUUCUUCCACUGCCCAAUGCCCCCACCCCACCCACCCCCAGGGCACCACUCUGCCCACCCUACCCAGCCCGAGUACAAAAGCCUGGUUCCCACGAGGAGGGGAGGCAGCUCCACCCCCACCCUCUUCCCUUGCUCCCUGCGGCGGAAGCACCUCUGACCCUCAGCUUGAGUCCCACGCAGCUGGGGUGGAUUAAGAGGUGGGGCAGCAGCUGGGUGGACCCAAAAUGCUCAAGCUGGCCCCUCUGCUCGGCUACAGAUGCCUUGUAGGGUGUGGCGCAGGCUACGUGCUGAGCGUGGCAGAGGUGAGCCAAGAGCAAGCAGGGGCCUGAGUGCCAAGCUACGUGGCUGGCCCCACGUUAGCCCAGAUUCUGGGCUCCAUCCCAGGGAAGCGCCGCUCUAGCUCCACUGGGCUCCCUGCCUGUCGCCCAGCCUGCUCUGGACGAGGUACCUCUGUGCCCAGGGAGGAGCAGCGUGCUCCUCCCCCGUGCCUGCGGAGCCAACCAGCGCCCCCUCCAUCCUCACACCUGGGCCUCCCCCUGCCAUCCCUCCCCUCCUUGCUCCCCUCUGUCCCCUGGGAUCAAACAGAAGCAGCCGUGGGCAAAAUACAAUUUCAUUUAACAAAUUGAA